UAAGUGUUCUCUUUAUUUCGUGCGUCCCACUUCCCGCGCCCGGAUACUUCGCCGGCCCGUUGCCGAGCCGGGCCUUUCACUGCUCGAGUCGUAAUUACAUCCGUACGGCGUCCGCUCGUGUUUUUUUUGAUGUUCUUGCUACGACCGCCCGUCGCCCUCCUCCUCUCUCUCAAAUGCUCUCCUUCUCCUCCUCCUCCUCCACCACUCCCCUCCUCCUCCUCCUCCUCCAUCCUCUCCCUCCCUUUCCUCUACCCCAAAACCCUAAACCCUAAUCCCCUCCCCCUCCUCCUCCUCUCCUGCUCCUGCUCCUGCUCCUCCUCCUCCUCCGCUUCCCCCCGCCGCCGCCGCCGCCGCUCCGCCGCCGAUUCCGCCAUGUCCUCCUCCUCCUCCGGGAAGCGCAGCGUCGCCGACGUCCUCAUGGGGGCCGCGCGCGCCGCCGCGGAGAAGAAGGCCAAGAAGAGCUCCCAACCCCGGCCUCAGCCGCAGGAGCCCUCUCCCUACUCCCCUAAGAAGCCCAAAACCCUAGUACCGCAACCCGACGAUGGGAAGGAUCAGAAGGCGCCGGAGGAGAGGAACCCGAUCGUCGAGCUCAAGAAGAAGGGCCAGGAUUUCGAUCCCAAGGCCGCCGCUUCGUGGAAGCCCGGGGACCCCGUCCCCUUCCUCUUCCUCGCCCGCGCCCUUGAGCUGAUCUCGAAUGAGUCGGGCCGGAUCGCCAUUACGGAGAUCCUCUCUAAUGUGUUCCGGACGGUCAUGGCUACCACGCCCGGGGAUCUUCUUCCGACGGUGUACCUCUCCGCCAAUAGAAUUGCGCCGCCACACGAGGGCAUUGAGCUCGGUAUCGGGGACGCGUCGCUGAUCAAGGCGCUUGCGGAGGCUUAUGGUAGGAAGGAGGAGCAGGUCAAGAAGCAGCAUAAGGAAUUGGGUGACUUAGGGCUGGUUGCGAAGGAAAGCCGCUCAUCUCAGAAAGUGAUGUUCAAACCGAAACCCUUGACGAUUUCUAAAGUGUUGGAUAUAUUCCGUGCAAUCGCAAAGGAAAGUGGGAAGGACAGUCAAGACAAGAAAAGAAACCAUAUAAAAGGACUUCUUGUUGCAGCAACUGAUUGUGAGCCUCAGUACCUCAUUCGUCUUCUCCAGUCAAAAAUGCGGAUUGGUUUGGCAGAGAAAACCGUCUUGGUAGCCCUUGGACAGGCUGCUGUCUAUUCUGAUGCAUGCCCUGCUCCACCAGUAAAAAUUCAAUCUCCUCUAGAAGUGGCUGCAAAAAUAAUCAAACAAGUAUAUUCAGUUCUUCCCGACUAUGAUAAAAUUGUCCCUGCUCUUCUUCAAGAGGGUGUGUGGAAACUGCCAGAGGUAUGCAAUUUUUCUUUGGGUGUGCCAGUUGGACCUAUGCUGGCAAAACCAACAAAAGCUGUGUCAGAGAUCCUUGAUAAGUUCCAGGGUUUGGAGUUCACUUGUGAGUAUAAGUAUGAUGGUGAGCGUGCUCAGAUACAUUAUAUGGAAGAUGGAUCUGUUGAGAUCUACAGUCGAAACGCUGAAAGAAAUACUGGAAAAUACCCAGAUGUUGUCAAUGCAGUGUCAAGAUUCAAGAAGGCUACUGUGAAAUCGUUUGUGUUGGAUUGUGAGAUUGUUGCUUUUGAUCGUGAGAAGAAGAAAAUUUUACCGUUUCAGGUUCUUAGUACACGAGCUCGCAAGGGAGUUGUCAUAAGUGACAUAAAAGUUGCAGUCUGUACCUUUGGCUUUGACAUUUUAUACAUUAAUGGCCAACCACUUCUCCAAGAGCAACUCAAAGUUCGUCGGGAGCAUCUUUAUAACUCUUUUGAGGAGGUACCAGGAGUUUUUCAAUUUGCAACUGCUAUAACCUCAAAUGACCUUGAGGAAAUACAGAAGUUUCUUGAGACAGCUGUAAACUCCAGUUGUGAAGGAUUAAUUAUCAAGACACUGGAUAGAGAUGCUACGUACGAGCCAUCAAAGCGAUCCAAUAACUGGUUGAAGUUGAAGAAAGACUACAUGGACAGCAUUGGCGACUCACUAGAUUUGGUUCCUAUUGCUGCAUUUCAUGGCCGGGGAAAACGGACAGGUGUCUAUGGUUCCUUUCUCCUUGCUUGCUAUGAUGAACACAAUGAAGAAUAUCAAACAAUUUGUAAUAUAGGUACUGGAUUUUCCGAAGCGCAGCUUGAAGAGCGUUCUGCAAGUCUUCGGAGCAAAGUGAUCUCAAAGCCAAAGCCAUACUACAGAUAUGCUGAUACAAUGAAUCCAGAUGUAUGGUUUGAGCCAGCGGAGGUUUGGGAAGUGAAAGCUGCAGAUUUAAGCAUUAGUCCGGUUCACCGUGCUGCUAAUGGCACUGUAGACGCAAAUAAGGGUAUUUCUCUUCGAUUUCCCCGGUUAAUACGUGUGCGAGAUGAUAAAUCUCCAGAACAAGCCACAACAUCUGAUCAGGUUGCUGACAUGUAUCGUGCUCAAAAGAUUAACCAUGCUAACAAUCAAGAGGAAGACGACGAUGACUGAUAUAUUGCAGAGUUUACUGUUAUUUGAACAGUAAUGUUCAUUGAGGUUAUGUUCCUGGGCACGCUGAACCUCCCAUGGUUAUUUCACCCGCUGUAUGCAAGAAAAAACCUGCUCUCAGUAGCAGAUUAAAAUCAGACCGGUCAGACCUGUAAGCAGGUGAAUUUACUCCCUUUGCCAGUCCCGUUAGCUUCUGGAACAUACAAAUCGAUGACACAGUGGGAAAUUAGAUUGAAAGCUUCUGAUGUGUCGUAGUUUGCCGUAUAUCUUUACGGCUCAGAUAAUUAAGCAUUCAAGAGUGCCUGUAGCUAUUUAAAGCCUUGUUGCUUUUCUUUGAUGAGAGUAAUGUGAAUGCAGGGUACUUAAUUACUUUGCUGAUUCGUAAUACCUAGUCGUGCCUUCUAGGUCUAACAAUUUGCUAGGCUUCAUCCUCUUUAGCCAAGAAGCCUUUUUUGUUCACUCCGGUGAGGAUACUGUUUGUAGUCUCCGAGAAGGAUAUUAUGCCUUAUUAUCGUGGAGCAGGAUUGUGCUUCACUUCGGCACUGUAUGUUGGUAUGUUCGAUAUCUCCUGUAUCUUGUGUGUCACUCUUUAGAAAAACCAAAUUUCAAUUCCAUAUCUUAUAUGGCGAAAAAGGCUCAAUAAGCAGUUUUGUUAAA
Ananas comosus (pineapple) is the source of this 3156-nucleotide messenger RNA. Its product is annotated as DNA ligase 1. NCBI's taxonomy places the organism in Eukaryota, Viridiplantae, Streptophyta, Magnoliopsida, Poales, Bromeliaceae. Bases 130 to 2502 code for a protein of 790 amino acids. Gene Ontology annotation, biological process: DNA biosynthetic process; lagging strand elongation; DNA recombination. The record is from RefSeq and is a predicted model, not a curated record. Gene Ontology annotation, cellular component: nucleus; mitochondrion. The transcript is spliced from 18 exons. Gene Ontology annotation, molecular function: DNA ligase (ATP) activity; ATP binding; DNA binding.